CUCGAUUGCCACGAGCCCAUGAUUAACCGACCUGAUCACCAAACAUAUAUAACACUCCAAAUUAUAGACAACCUAACAGCAGCAGCGCUGAACUCCCCGAACUCCGAAAUGUUCACUCGUUUAUAACCAGUCGCCUCCAACUCAAAGGCCUCAGCAUCCAAGAUCCCAUCACCACCACAUACCAGGAACCCAGAGAUCCAAGCGCUGAGCCACGGCUUGUCAAUGGCAGCGGCGGCAGGAGGAGACGAGGUGAAGCUGCUAGGCGUGUGGGACAGCCCGUUCGUGAACAGGGUGCAGAUCGUGCUCAACCUGAAGGGCAUCAGCUACGAGUACGUCGAGGAAGACCUCCACAGCAAGGGCGAGCUCCUCCUCGCCUCCAACCCCGUGCACAAGAAGGUGCCCGUCCUCAUCCACAACGGCAAGCCCAUCCCGGAGUCGCAGGUCAUCGUGCAGUACAUCGACGAGGCCUGGCGGGGCACCGGCCCGAGCGUCCUCCCCGCCGACCCGCACCAGCGCGCCACCGCCCGGUUCUGGGCCGCCUACGUCGACGACAAGGUUGGGUCGCCGUGGUUCACCAUCCUGUUCGCCCGCAAGACCGAGGAGAAGAUGGAGGCGGCAGUGCGGGCCAUCUCGGCGAUGGAGACGCUGGAAGGCGCGUUCGGGGAAAGCUCCGGGGGGAAGCCGUUCUUCGGCGGCGACGGCAUCGGGUUCGUCGACGUUGUGCUCGGCAGCUACCUGGGCUGGUUCGUGGUGAUCGAGAAGAUGAUCGGCGUCAAGCUCCUGGACGCGGGGAGGACGCCGGCCCUGGCCGCGUGGGCUCAGCGGUUCAGGAUGGCGGAUGCGGUGAAGGGUGUCUUGCCUGAAGAUGUCGAUAAGGUGCUCGAGUUUUUGCAGACGUUCCUUGAUUAGGUGCGUGGAACGCUGUCAGCGGUUUGGACUUUCGAUUAUUAUCUUUCGAAAUUUUUUGGACUUUCGAUUUGUUUCUUUUCAAAUGUGGGGCUGUAAUGGGCCAUCGCUUAUUCCAGGCCAACAAAAAGGAUUUAAUAAAAGAUGGCCCCAAAUUAAUUUUUUAACAA
Messenger RNA from Aegilops tauschii subsp. strangulata, 1076 nucleotides. RefSeq names its product probable glutathione S-transferase GSTU6. Gene Ontology annotation, biological process: glutathione metabolic process. The record is from RefSeq and is a predicted model, not a curated record. Gene Ontology annotation, molecular function: glutathione transferase activity. Gene Ontology annotation, cellular component: cytoplasm. NCBI's taxonomy places the organism in Eukaryota, Viridiplantae, Streptophyta, Magnoliopsida, Poales, Poaceae.